AUGAAUAACACAGAUUUAAAAAUUUUAAUUGAUGAUUUAGUAUUUAAUCAAAAAUUUCUUGAUUAUUAUGAUUUAAAAGCAUAUCUCCAAAAAUAUGAUAACACUAUAACGGGUGAUGAUAUGGAAUAUUAUUAUCCAUAUUAUAAAAAUGAAAUUUUGAAAUAUCAUGAUAAAAUAAUUUCUAAAAUUAAAGACAAAAUUAAAAAUAAUGAAUAUAUAAAGGGAAAAACUAAAUCACAACUUAAACAAUUAAAAGAUUUCAAAAAUAAAGUAUUAACAGAAGAAGAUAUUGAUGAAUUAUAUAAAUUAUAUAAUCCUGGGCCGCAAAACACCCAGGUCCUUCAGACCAUAAAUGAAGCACAAGCUUUAAUUUAUGAUUCAUUAGUUAAACCAUAUUCAGCCCGACUUUUAAAUGAAGAUCAACUUUUGGAAUUCAUCCUUCAACAUAAACUCGAAGCAGGAAAGUAUAUCAAACCUUUAUAUACAGUAUAUUUAAAACAAAUGAAUAGAAUACAUCCAGAAUUAAUGAAAGGAGGAAUGAAAUCCAAAAUCAAAGCAGAUAAAAUUAAACCACUUGCGACACCAAAACCUCCAACAGUAGUACCUCCUCCUCCUUCAGUUAAUCCUUCAUCAUUCACUUUAUUAUAUCCAUUUCAAACAUUUAAGAAGCAAAAAGAUUUUAAAAAGGAUUUCAAGAUAUUAAAUAAACCAAUUGACCCAAAAAUUCAACCAUUAAAGGAAAAAUUUAGUCGCCCCUCAUUUGCACCAUAUCCAUAUUCAUACGAAAUCGAUCAUUUAGAAUAUUCAAAAGGAAACGUUACUUAUUUAUUUGCCAUUAACGUAAACACUAGAUAUUUAUAUUGCAUUCCGGUGAAAGGGAAAACAGAACAGGAAACAAGAAGAGCUAUUCAAUACUUACUAGAUCAUGAAAGAGUAGAUAAUAUCAGGGGUGAUGGUGAUAAAGGAUUUCAGGCAGCUAUGGCUCAUUAUUUUCCACAAAUUAAUUUUUACUUUUCAUCCUCUCCAUAUACGUUUCAUAAUAAAAUAGUUGAUGCGGUAAUGAGAACUCUUAGAGAUGCGUUAGGGGUUAAUGGUCAGAUAUACUGGGAUGGAAAUCAUGACUCCAUCAUACAGCAGUUAGUAUAUUAUUACAAUAAUACAUGGCAUAGAACCAUAAACAUGAAACCAGUGGAAAUGAAAAAUGAUAUUUCAAAAGAAUGGGGAUAUAUUAGAAAGCAAAUGGAAAAGUUGAAUGAUGUUAAACGUGAACAAAUUAAUUCAGGGCUCAUGAAUUUUAAACAAGGGGAUAAAGUUUUGAUUCAUCUCGAUUAUGGAAAAACUGAUAAAUCAAUGACAAAAAGAAGACGAAGAUUUGGCACAAUAGCUGAAUUUGUUAGAUAUAUUAACGGCAAUGCAAUAGUUGAAGUUGACAAUAAAUUAAUAGAAAUUCCGAUUUAUUUUAUUACUCCAUUAUAUUUAAAUAAUAUUUAA
This is a messenger RNA of Trichomonas vaginalis G3, 1491 nucleotides long. Its product is annotated as integrase core domain containing protein family. NCBI's taxonomy places the organism in Eukaryota, Parabasalia, Trichomonadida, Trichomonadidae. Gene Ontology annotation, molecular function: nucleic acid binding. The transcript has a single exon. Bases 1 to 1491 code for a protein of 496 amino acids. The record is from RefSeq and is a predicted model, not a curated record. Gene Ontology annotation, biological process: DNA integration.